GAACUUCAGUGCCGCAAAAAGGCGAAAGCCUGAAGGCGAUCACGUAAGCAAAGGCGGCUUUCGGUCUUCCCGUCGCGUUCUCUCUCACCCAGUCGCAAUUCCCACCCCCUCAUCCACGUCCGCCGCUGUGUUCCCACUCCACCGUAACCACCCAGGACCCUCACAGCACCUCAGACCUCACAGCCCACGGACAGAUCGGCCUAUCAAGCGAAACGGCUGCUGGCUACAAAGCGCGUCCAAGUCUUCCCAUCGCGUAACUCGAGAGUACAGAAGGAACAGAACAUUUACACUUCAACAUGUCCGAAGUCGAAGAAACAAUCAAACGCCUCUCCUCCCACAAAGGCGUCGAAGGCGUCGUAAUCGUCAACAUGGAAGGAAUCCCCAUCCGCACGACGCUGGACAACGACAAGACGGUGCAGUAUGCCGCUUUGAUCACCCAGCUGGCGGCAAAGGCAAGGAGUGUGGUUAGGGAUUUGGAUCCGCAGAAUGAUCUGAGCUUUUUGAGGAUACGAUCAAAGAAACAUGAGAUUAUGGUUGCGCCAGAUAAAGAGUAUAUUCUGAUAGUGCUACAGAAUCCGCACAAUCAAUGACCGCACUGCAGUCACAAUGGAAUCUAAGCAACAAGAAACAUGUAUAAGGGUUAUCUUGGCGGCAAAAGAAAGUGUUAGGAGCGUGUACAUAUACACGACUUGGGUUACUCGCCAUGCCGAUUGUUGUCAAACCACGGGCUUAGUAUGUUGGGUGGAAGACUGGGUGGACGACUUUGCUUUUCCGACGGCGGUUUGUUAACUCUUUUGGCUUUGAGCGUUGAUGUAUAGUACGAAAUAUCACAUGAAACCGAAG
Molecule: messenger RNA, 843 nt
Organism: Fimicolochytrium jonesii
Lineage: Eukaryota; Fungi; Chytridiomycota; Chytridiomycetes; Spizellomycetales; Powellomycetaceae
Exons: 4
Coding region: 297-590 (97 amino acids)
Biological process (GO): microtubule-based movement
Cellular component (GO): cytoplasmic dynein complex; cytoplasm
Molecular function (GO): dynein intermediate chain binding
Source: RefSeq, a predicted model, not a curated record